This is a messenger RNA of Helianthus annuus (common sunflower), 515 nucleotides long. RefSeq lists its product as uncharacterized. Lineage: Eukaryota; Viridiplantae; Streptophyta; Magnoliopsida; Asterales; Asteraceae. The transcript has a single exon. The coding region runs from base 170 to 379 and encodes 69 amino acids. The record is from RefSeq and is a predicted model, not a curated record.
CCUUACCCACCUCUCUUAGUUUCCAUUCUUUUUGUCCAUUUGAAGUUUAGUAUCCCCUCCCUUCCUCAACAAGUAAUUUAGUCCACUACAUAUUUGAAACUCAACUCCUGCUCUCACUUGAAGAAAGACAGUUUUUUUUUAAUUCUUGUAUCAAAUAUUUGAGUGAAAUAUGCAUACUGAUUGGGGGCCUGCAGCUGUAGCGGUGAUUAUGUUUAUAUUACUAUCGCCGGGGAUGCUAUUUCAACUACCCGCGAGGUCCCGAGUGGUAGAAUUUGGGAACUUGCAAACAAGUGGCAUAUCAAUCCUAGUUCAUGCGGUUUUGUACUUUUGUAUUUACACCAUCUUGGUUGUAGCUAUCGGUAUUCAUAUUCGUACUUGAUGCUAACUAAUGCUUCAUGUUCUAUAUGAUUUCUUUUUAUUUGAUAUAACGCGCUCUUUUUAUUUCUGGGAUUGUUUUCUUUUCACACUCGUAUUAUUUAUGUUAAUUUUGCGUAUAUUGGAUGCUCUUUUGAUUG